UCGGCGCGUAAACAGCGCAAGAAAAAGCGACUCCAGAAGCAAGGAGUCUUGACAAAGGGAGCUGGAGAGGAUAUACUCGCUCAGCGUAAGGCUGAUCAGCAGGUUGCCCGUGUAGAGCCUCAAAGUGGAGAGCAAGCAGGCCUCAGCCGCCAGGCUCUUGCGCGCUGCAGCAGGUGUAGAGAGACUGGGCAUAACGCAAGAACGUGUAAAAAGGACUUUAUAGAUCCUGCUUGAACUAGUAUAUUAAUAUAUAUAUACUGCCUUACAACGUGGUUGAGUUAUACGCUUAAAGAGGUGAUUAAAGUUGGUGGGGCUGACGACUCGUUUGUAUUGACGACUCGCUUGUAAAACACGUUAUAUACAUUCUGGCCUGUGUCAUUCACCCAGAGAUCGACAUCGACGGAUUGAAGGCAGCUUGAUACAGGGACCUAUUUCAUCGUUCACCGAAGUUUGUCAACUUACAUGUUUGUCUGGUGAAGUAUGACAUUGGAAGGUGACAGCUUUGCGCAUGUCGUUGAAGCCUUUGGUCGUUGGAGCCUGACAGUGGGGAAGAAUGUCUUCACAGCGUCAGUAACGAAGUGCAACAA
Messenger RNA from Didymella exigua CBS 183.55, 587 nucleotides. RefSeq lists its product as uncharacterized. The transcript has 2 exons. NCBI's taxonomy places the organism in Eukaryota, Fungi, Ascomycota, Dothideomycetes, Pleosporales, Didymellaceae. The annotation marks the transcript as partial. The record is from RefSeq and is a predicted model, not a curated record.